AUCGGCAUCCCAAUUCCGGUUUUCUCACCUAAACCCUAACGCGCCGCCUCCGCCCGCCGCCAUGCGGCGCCACCACCACCUCCUCGCCCUCCUCCGCCGCGCCGCCGCUUCCGCCUCCACCGCAUGCCAGCGCGCGGACCCCCUCCUCCACCUCAACCACGCCCCACCCCGAAAUGGCGCCGCCGGGCUCUUCUCCCCGCGCCUCUUAUCCUCCCGCGGCCGCUCCGUGGCCGGCGCCGCUAAGAGCCUGGUGGAGGACGAGGCGGACCUCAGCGACUGGAUUAGCGACCUCAAGACCGAUUCGUGCCACCUCGGGCUCAGCAGCGGCGACGAAGGCGACGCUCCAUCCACCCGCAGGUCCCCCGCCGGCGCCUCCAGGGGCGGGCGGGGUGGGCGGGACUCGAGGGGUUCGUUCUCGAGGUCGAGGUUUGGCGGCGGUGAGUUCGGUGGCGAUAGGCGCGGCGGCUUCGAGCGGAGGGGGAGGGUAAUGAGUAGUGACCUGGAUGAUGAUGAGGAUGAUUCCGGGUUUGGUUCCUCAAGGGGAAGGCGGGGGCGGGGUGGGAGGUCGUCCGGGCUUGCGAUGAGAGGAGGGAGGGGAAAUGGGUUUGAUGACGAGGCUGGGUUUAGGUCUCCUAGGGGGCAACGAGGUCGUGGUGGGAGAGGGUCAGGUGUGGUGCGGAGGGGCGGGAGGUACAGUGAUUUGGAUGAUGGUGAUGCUGCUGCUGGAUUUGGGCCUUCCAAGGGAAGACAUGGUCGUGGUGGAAGGAUGUCUGGUUUCUCGCAGAGAAGAGGAAGAGGCAGUGAUGACAGUGAGGAGGAUGAUGAUGAUGAUGCCAUUGGGUUUGGGCGUUCCGACAGAAUGCAGCAUCGAGGUGGCAGGAAAGGGGGAAGGGCAGAGAGUGUUGGACCACAUCAAGGCCGGAACAGGAGUGAUUUGGGUGUGUCGCGGAGGGGUGGGAGGUAUAGUGAUUUGGAUGAUAAUGACUAUGAUCAUGACAUUGGAUUUGGAUCCUCGAGAGGAAGACAUGGUCGUGGUGGAAGGAUGUCUGGUAUGUCGCAGAGAAGAGGGAGGGAAAGUGAUUUGGAUGACGACAAUGACGAUGAUGAUGUGGUUGGCUUUGGUGAUUCUGGUGCUAGGGAAGUGAAAAAGUUUGAUUUUGGCUUGUCAGAGGAUGAUGAUGAGGUGGGGGAAGUUGAUGAGGAUGAUGACCCAUCAGGUUUAGAAGAUGAUCUUAUUGAUGAUGAGGGCAGUAAGGAGUCUGGAUCUUUUAAAUUAGACAAAGAAGAGGCAGUUAAACAUAAGAGUAUAGCGGGCACAAGUACUAGAGGCGGUGAUUCUUAUCUGAGCCAGAAAAGGUUUGAUGAAUGCCCACUAUCUCCCUUGACACUAAGAGGUGUUAAGGCUGCUGGAUAUGACAGAAUGACUGCUGUACAGGAGGCUACUCUUCCCAUCAUACUUCAAGGGAAGGAUGUAUUAGCCAAAGCAAGGACUGGAACUGGAAAAACUGUAGCUUUCUUGCUUCCGGCCAUUGAAGUUGUCUCAAAAUUACCACCUGUCGAUCGUGAUCAAAAGAGGCCUCCCAUCAGUGUUGUUGUAGUGUGCCCUACACGUGAGCUUGCUGAUCAGGCUGCUGCAGAAGCUAACAAGCUUCUUAAAUUCCAUCCAUCAAUUGGAGUGCAGCUUGUAAUAGGUGGCACUAGAAUGGCUCUUGAACAGAAGCGCAUGCAUACUAACCCUUGCCAGAUUCUAGUAGCUACUCCAGGAAGGCUUAGGGAUCAUAUGGAGAACACACCAGGGUUUGCUACAAGGUUAAUGGGAGUCAAAGUUCUAAUUCUUGAUGAAGCUGAUCGCUUGUUAGAUAUGGGAUUCCGAUCUGAUAUUGAGAAAAUAGUGGCUGCACUCCCAAAACAACGUCAAACACUCCUAUUUUCUGCGACAGUUCCGGAUGAGGUUCGUCAAGUAUGUCACAUUGCCAUGAAAAGGGAUCUUGAAUUUGUCAACACAGUUCCAGAAGGAAGUGAAGAAACACAUUCUCAGGUGAAACAAAUGCAUUUAAUUGCACCACUAGACAAACAAUUCUCUAUCCUAUAUGGUCUUCUAACUGAUCAUAUCUCCGAAAAUGUUGACUACAAGGUGAUUGUAUUCUGUACAACAGCAAAAGUAACAAGCCUUGUUGCUGAGCUUUUGUCUGAGCUGAAGUUGAAUGUACGUGAGAUCCAUUCCAGGAAACCUCAAAGUUACAGAACCAGGAUAUCAAAAGAAUUUAAGGAGUCAAAAGGUCUCAUUCUUGUUAGCUCUGAUGUAUCUGCCCGGGGUGUUGAUUAUCCCAAUGUCACACUAGUUGUGCAGUUGGGGGUGCCAACAGACAGAGAGCAAUAUAUUCAUCGACUUGGUAGAACUGGUCGCAAAGGUAAUGAGGGGGCAGGAGUCUUAUUAUUGGCACCAUGGGAGGAAUAUUUCUUGAGAAGUAUCAAGGACUUGCCUAUUACAGAGGCAACACAACCAUUAAUUGAUCUGGACACUAAGAAAAAGGGAUGCAUGUUUAGUUUCCUGAGAUAUAUGAUGUUCAAUGCAGUUCAGGUUGAUAAGGCUCUUGCACACGUGGAGGUUAAGGACAAGGAAUCUGCUUACCAGGCAUGGCUUGGUUACUACAAUUCAAAUAAGUUCAUUGGACGUGACAAAUACCAGCUCGUAUCACUCGCCAAUGAGUUCAGUAGAAGUAUGGGUCUCAACAACCCUCCUGCAGUGCCUAAGCUUGUUCUCAGGAAGAUGGGUCUGAACAACAUUCCAGGUCUGCGAGCAAAAUAGUUUGGUACAAUGAAUCCAAGCCAUGUUGGCGCAUAGUCUAACAUCCGAUAAAACGCCCGUAUUGGUAGGAGUUUUGGAGCUACCUUAAUAAAACAAGGUUUACAAUACAUGUCAUGCUCCCAGAAGUUCUAACUUUCGUAAUGUUGUUUCAUUCUUUUAUCCUGUAAGGGCCUUGACAAAGCACCUACUCAUAGCUUUGGAGCACCAUAUUUCUGCGUUGGAGGAGGCCACGUGUACUCAAUCCAUCCUUUAGUAAAAGCCAGAAGACCUUGUAUCUGUGCUGGCAGCAUCAGUGGGAACGGAGAACUUGGCUUUAUGAUCAAUGGGGAUGGAGAACUAGUUGCCGGUACUACCCAUCCAAUGCCAAGACCCAUGUUGAUGUCAUUAAUAAACACGUACCAAGCAU
This is a messenger RNA of Panicum virgatum (switchgrass), 3215 nucleotides long. Its product is annotated as DEAD-box ATP-dependent RNA helicase 31-like. Gene Ontology annotation, molecular function: RNA helicase activity; nucleic acid binding; ATP binding. Bases 62 to 2809 code for a protein of 915 amino acids. The transcript has 11 exons. The record is from RefSeq and is a predicted model, not a curated record. NCBI's taxonomy places the organism in Eukaryota, Viridiplantae, Streptophyta, Magnoliopsida, Poales, Poaceae. Gene Ontology annotation, cellular component: chloroplast.